CUCCUCACGACUUGAAUAUCAGACCUCAACACACAAUCUCUACAACACAACAACGAACUAAGCAACAUGCUUCAUCACCACUCUUCUCAGGUGCUCUCUCCUCUAAGCGAAGUGGACCCCCACUCGUCCGGCCUCCGGGCACGCAAGAUGUCCUCCACUGGCGGCAACAGGUCCUGGUCUGAGGAAGAAGAAAACUAUCUCCUCCAGACUCGCAUGCAGAAGAUGCCCUACAAGCACAUCGCUGCUCAUCUCAAGAAAACCGAACUGGCCUGUCGCCUCCACUACCACCAGCUCUCUCACGGAAGCCAUCGCCGGAAACGGACCGCCUCUGUCUCUUCCACGGCCUCUUCUCACUCCGCUGGUCAAUCCCCCCACCUUCAGCACUCCAUGCCUAACGACCGCGACGACUAUAUGGAGUCAUCUCGUCAUACUUCUCCCGUCAACUACGCCAGCAAUAGCCCUCAAGUCCGUGCGACUCCUCUCCAUACCUCGCCCAAUCGCAACCAACACAAGAUUCUCCUCCCUAAGCCCCGUCCCUUGACACCCCGCCACUCCCCUGAACCCCACAACGCUCUUCGAAUAAACACUGCCGACAUCCACCACCACAAGGUCAUCGACACCGAACGCCUCCGCGCUAUCUAUGAAGGCCGCCGUGCUCAGUUUUGGGCCACUGUCGCUGCCGACUACGGUGCUGAUGUUUCUCCUGCCCAACUCGAAGAAAUUUGGCGCACAGGCACGAACAUCGCUCGCCCACCCACCCCAGACGCCUCUCCAGAUGGCAGCAUAGUGGCUCAUCCCAUGUUGAAGCCUUCUCCCUUCGCCUACCCUUCGGCAUCCGCGUCCGCCACCGACCCCUGCAAGACCUUCUCCCCAUUCCAAAAUAUCAGCGCCGUCUCCGCUCCUGAUCGCAUGCCGUUCGUCCUGCCCAUGCCCGUGCAAACGCCUAUCCAGGGCCGCCUGUCUCGUGCCUCGACAUGGGGGUCAAGCAGCUCCGGGGGAAACAACGUCCCGAUCGCAGCACUCUUGACGGAGGAUCGGGAACCUAGGGGCGAAGACAUCAGCAUGAGGGAAUAGACUCCUUUAUCCCCCCCUUUUUUUUGCUUCACAAGAUUUCGGGCUUGGUUGAGAAAGACUAAGACCGGUGGUGCAUUUGUGUUUGCUGGGCUAUACCCCUUGACUCUACACAUUACUCUUUCUUAUUUUGAUGGCAGCCCACUUUUUAUCUAUAUUUCCUUCCGUUGUAUUUUCCUUCUCUACUAUUUUUCGUAUUCUCUCCUUAAAAGACUACACCGUUUCUAUCGAGGAACCGUGUAUUUGGUUUGGUGGACUGAGUUUGAAGUGGUACUGCUGUCGCUUGUGGUGCUCCGGGUGUUCCAUCGUUUUGAUGAUCUAACAGUUCCGAUCUUGGGAAAUGUGCUAUGGGGAUGCUUGUACGAUAGGCCGAUGACUAUCUUUACUCUACUCGCCCAUCCAUCUUAAGACAUGGGGCCCGGGCAGCCAUCCGCUGAUGCCACGCGCACGGUCGGGCUGGAAUAGAAUAUGCUUUAUGAUCAA
This is a messenger RNA of Mytilinidion resinicola, 1554 nucleotides long. RefSeq lists its product as uncharacterized. Bases 67 to 1074 code for a protein of 335 amino acids. The transcript has 2 exons. The record is from RefSeq and is a predicted model, not a curated record. NCBI's taxonomy places the organism in Eukaryota, Fungi, Ascomycota, Dothideomycetes, Mytilinidiales, Mytilinidiaceae.